CACGCAUCGAGCGUGAUACAACGGGUCGCCUCCGUAGAUUGAAACUCAUCUGGAGUAUCCAGUUCGUCCGGUUUUGAUAACAUUCAGUUCGAAAACAAACAGAGCAAGAUGAGAGCGGUUUUAGUAUUACUAGCGAUCUACGCUCUAGGUAUGUGUCUUGCCAAUCCUAUCGAGAAGCUCGACAAAAUCAGCGUUAUCGAGCAGCAGUCUGUGACAAUGACAGAUCGAGCGAAAUACGAGGAGGAGCUGCUUCGAAAAUUGAACAACAAGUGUUCGCAAAACGAUAUUAGUAGCUGCGUUAUGUUGAAGCUUGUAACGUAUAUGAACAAGCUAUUGAAAAAGGCCUCCAUUGAGUUAACCGAUGACAUUGAAAUUAGAAAGACCAGUCAAGCUACGGAAGAGGUUAUCACAUACGAAGCAGGCAGAAGUACGGACGAGGAAACGGAAGUACUUAAUCUCGUGGUCAACAAAGUCUACGCUUUCGUCAAAUCCAGGAGCAUCAAGUGGAGAAUCCUUCCAGAAGAUAAUGUCGUCGUGUCUGCUUCCGAGGACAAAAAUGGAUCUCUCAAUCUUGGCCUUUCUAUCGAACGCGCGGACAAUGCACCCGUUCAAGACGGUCGUGGUAAGAAAAAUAACAACAUGGGUCCACUGAUGGCAGCAGCUGUAUUGAAGAUCGGUGUGAUCGCUGGUUUGGCCUUUAAAGCUUUGGCAUUGUUGGUCGGUAAAGCUCUCUUGCUUUCGAAGAUUGCUUUACUCUUGGCCAGUAUUAUCGGCCUGAAGAAGCUCUUCUCGCAACAGAAGCACGUGACGUACGAAGUUGUCGCUCAUCCACAUCACUCCUCGAGUCACACUUACAGUUCCGAUCAUGGACACGGUGAUAGCUACUCGAGCGGAUGGGCAAGAAAUUUUCAUGGGCAGACAUCGAUUUCUGGCCAAGGAGACGCUCACGAUUUGGCCUACUCCGCUCACGCUAAAUAAAAAAGAUAAGAUAGAAGACGAGAAGUCAGAAAAAUAUGCAGGAUCGAUUAUUCGCUCUGUGAAAUCCAUCGUAUCGUUUGUAUUGUCUUCGCGAUCUUAGUAUUAAUUCUUAGAUUUUUACUUUGGUUAUUCUAGGCUUUUCUUUCUCUAUUUUUAUCUUCCUCUU
Molecule: messenger RNA, 1144 nt
Organism: Vespula pensylvanica (western yellowjacket)
Lineage: Eukaryota; Metazoa; Arthropoda; Insecta; Hymenoptera; Vespidae
Exons: 3
Coding region: 109-978 (289 amino acids)
Source: RefSeq, a predicted model, not a curated record